AUGGCGAUCCCUGUGAUUGAUUUCUCAAAGCUCAAUGGCGAGAAGAGGGCCGAGACAUUGGCUCAAAUUGCUAAUGGAUGUGAGGAAUGGGGAUUUUUCCAGCUGGUGAACCAUGGGAUUUCGGAGGAGCUCCUUGAAAGGGUGAAGAAGGUCAGCUCCGAGUGUUUUAAGCUUGAAAGAGAAGAAAAUUUCAAAAACUCAACACUAGUGAAGAAGUUGAAUGAAUUGGCAGAAACCAAGAGCGGCAAGUUGGAGAAUGUGGACUGGGAGGAUGUCGUUACUCUCUUAGACGAUAACGAGUGGCCAGCUCAAACCCCAGGAUUCAAGGAGAUCAUGGCUGAAUACCGGUCAGAAUUGAAGAAAUUGGCCGCAAAGGUCAUGGAAGUGAUGGAUGAGAAUUUGGGCUUACCAAAGGGAUACAUUAAGAAGGCAUUUGAUGGGGAAGGAGAUGAUGCCUUCUUUGGUACUAAGGUGAGCCACUACCCCCCAUGUUCCCAUCCAGAGCUGGUGAAUGGUCUCCGAGCUCACACUGAUGCCGGCGGUGUCAUCUUACUUUACCAAGACGAUGUGGUGGGUGGUCUUCAAAUCCUCAAAGAUGGGAAAUGGAUCGAUGUCCAGCCACUACCAAACUCCAUCGUCAUCAACACUGGAGAUCAGGUUGAGGUCUUAAGCAAUGGCCGAUAUAAGAGUGUCUGGCACCGGGUUUUGGCUGCUCCUGAAGGGAACAGGAGAUCAAUUGCUACAUUUUACAAUCCCUCACUUAAGGCCACUAUAUCCCCCGCACCACAGCUAGAGGAGAAUGUUAAGGAAGAGGUGGAUCAAGUUUACCCCAAGUUUGUGUUUGGUGACUACAUGUCUGUUUAUGCUGAGCAGAAGUUCCUCCCAAAGGAACCAAGGUUCCAGGCUGUGGGAGCCAUGUAA
This is a messenger RNA of Quercus lobata, 921 nucleotides long. RefSeq names its product 2-oxoglutarate (2OG) and Fe(II)-dependent oxygenase superfamily protein. The transcript is spliced from 3 exons. NCBI's taxonomy places the organism in Eukaryota, Viridiplantae, Streptophyta, Magnoliopsida, Fagales, Fagaceae. The record is from RefSeq and is a predicted model, not a curated record. Bases 1 to 921 code for a protein of 306 amino acids.